Molecule: messenger RNA, 978 nt
Organism: Scomber japonicus (chub mackerel)
Lineage: Eukaryota; Metazoa; Chordata; Actinopteri; Scombriformes; Scombridae
Product: serine/threonine-protein kinase Nek1-like
Exons: 11
Coding region: 1-978 (325 amino acids)
Biological process (GO): protein phosphorylation
Molecular function (GO): ATP binding; protein kinase activity
Source: RefSeq, a predicted model, not a curated record
AUGGACAAGUAUGAACAGGUGAAGAAAAUUGGGAAAGGUGGAUUUGGAACAGCCAACCUUGUCAAAUCCAAAGAGGAUGGACACCAAUAUGUCAUCAAGGAGAUACAUGAUGACAUAUCUGAUAUGUCAGCUGAAGAGAGAGAGAAAGCUCAACAAGAAGUUGAAGUCCUUUCCAAGAUGAGUCAUCCCAACAUUGUCCAGUAUAAGGAAUCUUUUGAAGAGAGGAACUGUCUGUGUAUUGUGAUGGACUACUGUGAGAGUGGAGACCUCUCCAAGAAGAUCAACUCUCAGAAAGGAGAACUUUUCUCAGAAGAGCAAAUCCUGGACUGGUUUGUGCAGAUUUGUCUGGCACUAAAACACAUCCAUGAUAGAAAAAUCCUCCACAGAGACAUCAAACCAGAGAACAUAUUUUUGACUAAAGAUGGGACUGUACAGCUUGGGGACUUUGGAAUUGCAAGAGUGCUGAACAGCACUGGAGAACUGGCAACAACAUGCAUAGGAACAAGACUUUAUCUUUCACCAGAGAUGUAUGAGAAGAAACCAUAUAACAACAAAAGUGAUAUUUGGGCCCUUGGCUGUGUCCUGUAUGAAAUGUGCACUCUUAAGCCUGCAUUUGAGGUUGAACCUUGGGAGCAGCCACGUACGAAGAUCCUUCGUGGCUCAUACCCUCCUGUGUCUGAUCACUACUCCCAAGAACUGCGUUCCCUCUUGAAUCAGCUGUUGAAACGUGAUCCUGAAGAGAGACCCUCAGUCAGCAGCAUACUGGAGGAACCUUUCCUCUGCUGCAGGAUACAGAAGUUCCUCACAUCACAGAUCAUUGCUGAGGAAUUUGGCCAUGCUUUUCUUCACAGGGCAGGCCUCCAGUACCAGAUGCAGCAAAGCAGCCCCACAGCGUUAUGGAUCUUCCACCAGGCUUUACUGUUGAACAUUUUCCCAGAAGGAUUGUGGUUUGUCCAGGUACUCUUUUGCAAAGAUUAG